This is a messenger RNA of Punica granatum (pomegranate), 2187 nucleotides long. The record is from RefSeq and is a predicted model, not a curated record. NCBI's taxonomy places the organism in Eukaryota, Viridiplantae, Streptophyta, Magnoliopsida, Myrtales, Lythraceae.
CCCCCCCCCAACACCCCACAAAAACCACCACCACCGGGCAUAUAAAUCCUCCGGCCUCCUCUCUUCUUCCUCACUUCUCCAUUUCCCUCUCUCUCCACUUCCCACUCUCAACUCACAGCCCUCACCAGAGUCCACCACGCCUCUCCGAUGGACACCCACAUCGGGUCCCUCGACUCCUGCAAGCCCCCCUGCAAUGACGUCGGCAGCAUCCCCAAUAGCGCCGCCUCUGCUGUACAGAGCUCGCCUACCCCCGCACAUGUCGCCUCCUGCGACUCCACCCUGGGCCGCCACCUUGCUCGGCGGCUCGUCGAGAUCGGCGUCAAGGACGUGUUCUCCGUCCCCGGGGAUUUCAACCUCACCCUCCUCGACCACCUCAUCGCCGAGCCCGGGCUUAACCUCGUCGGCUGCUGCAACGAGCUCAACGCUGGGUACGCGGCUGACGGCUAUGCCCGGUCCCGGGGCGUCGGUGCCUGCGUGGUCACCUUCACCGUCGGCGGCCUCAGCGUCCUGAAUGCCAUCGCCGGGGCCUACAGUGAGAACCUGCCAGUGAUCUGCAUCGUCGGUGGCCCAAACUCCAACGACUACGGGACGAGCCGGAUCCUCCACCACACGAUCGGGUUGCCGGAUUUUUCCCAGGAGCUCCGGUGCUUUCAGACCAUCACCUGCUACCAGGCAGUGGUGAAUAACUUGGAUGAUGCACAUGAGCUGAUAGACACAGCAAUAUCGACCGCGCUGAAAGAAAGCAAGCCCGUCUACAUAAGCGUAAGCUGCAAUCUCCCUGCGAUCCCACACCCGACUUUUAGUCGUGAUCCAGUCCCCUUCUCACUAUCGCCCAGGUUGAGCAACAAGAUGGGCUUGGAGGCUGCAGUCGAGGCAGCUGCAGAGUUCCUGAACAAAGCGGUAAAGCCUGUAAUGGUGGGCGGGCCAAAACUUCGGGUGGCAAAGGCCUGUGAGGCUUUUGUCGGGCUUGCCGAUGCCUGUGGUUAUGCCCUUGCAGUGAUGCCCUCGGGCAAAGGCCUUGUUCCUGAGCACCAUCCCCACUUUAUUGGGACCUACUGGGGAGCUGUAAGCACCGCCUUCUGUGCCGAGAUUGUGGAAUCGGCCGAUGCCUACCUGUUUGCCGGCCCUAUCUUCAAUGACUACAGCUCGGUCGGGUACUCCCUCCUACUUAAGAGGGAGAAGGCCAUCAUUUUGCAACCGGAUAGGGUCGUCAUCGGGAAUGGACCUGCCUUUGGAUGUGUUCUAAUGAAGGAUUUCCUUGAAGGAUUAUCUAAGCGGCUUAAGCGGAACACAACUGCCUAUGAGAAUUACCACAGGAUCUAUGUCCCUGAGGGGCAGCCUCUGAAGAGUGCGCCUAAGGAGCCGCUCCGGGUGAAUGUUCUGUUCCAGCACAUACAGAAGAUGGUUUCAAGCGAGACUGCUGUUAUUGCUGAGACAGGGGACUCUUGGUUCAAUUGCCAGAAGUUGAAGUUGCCCAAAGGAUGCGGGUAUGAGUUCCAAAUGCAGUAUGGAUCCAUUGGUUGGUCCGUUGGUGCAACUCUUGGGUAUGCCCAGGCAAACCUGGGGAAGCGAGUUAUCGCUUGCAUUGGAGAUGGGAGCUUCCAGGUCACGGCACAGGAUGUCUCAACGAUGCUGAGAUGCGGGCAGAAGAGCAUCAUCUUCCUGAUAAACAAUGGAGGGUACACAAUCGAGGUAGAGAUUCACGAUGGGCCCUACAAUGUGAUCAAGAACUGGAACUACACAGGCCUUGUUGAUGCGAUCCACAAUGGCGAGGGCAAGUGCUGGACCAAGAAGGUCUUUUGCGAGGAGGACCUAGUAGAAGCAAUUGAAGCAGCCACAGGGCCGAAGGAGGACUGCCUGUGCUUCAUUGAGGUGAUAGUCCACAAGGAUGAUACAAGCAAAGAGCUACUCGAAUGGGGUUCCCGGGUGUCCGCUGCGAACAGCCGUCCUCCUAAUCCUCAGUAAAUGUCAUGAAAAUUUGGAUUACGUGGGUUGUAAUAAGCUACUGUCUCUAGGUCCGACAAUAUGGAUGAGACAUUGUUCCUCAUACCUCAUUUCCUGAACAAAUGUUAAUCCCUCUGUAUAUUUACUUAGUAAACUGAUCAUUUUGCUUAAGUGAGCGAAUAUGUACAUUUUCUUUUGUUGAGCGAUUAUAUAUAUAUGCACGUGUAUAUUUUCUUUUGUUCA